AUGGCGUACUUCCAGUGGCAUGACAAAGGCGGCAAUCUGCAUAAGUCCUUCUGCGAGAAAGAGGCCAAGGAAAACGUGGUGUACGAUAGUCGAUUAGAUUUUUCAGAUUCAAAUCGAGGUGACAAAAAGAAGAUCUUUCCCGAUACUGAGCAUCAGUGUAUAAUGGCCCAAAAGAGUACGAAUUAA
Molecule: messenger RNA, 186 nt
Organism: Sphaeroforma arctica JP610
Lineage: Eukaryota; Ichthyosporea; Ichthyophonida
Exons: 1
Coding region: 1-186 (61 amino acids)
Source: RefSeq, a predicted model, not a curated record